Teleopsis dalmanni is the source of this 843-nucleotide messenger RNA. Its product is annotated as transmembrane protein 70 homolog, mitochondrial. The transcript has 2 exons. The record is from RefSeq and is a predicted model, not a curated record. Lineage: Eukaryota; Metazoa; Arthropoda; Insecta; Diptera; Diopsidae. Gene Ontology annotation, cellular component: mitochondrial membrane. Gene Ontology annotation, biological process: mitochondrial proton-transporting ATP synthase complex assembly. The coding region runs from base 67 to 771 and encodes 234 amino acids.
GGAGAAGUGUGCACUAAACUUUUGUGAUUUGUAAAUAAAAUUCGUAAAAUCAUAGAAAUAAUUAAAAUGUUGGCUUUACGCACAACUUUAUCAAGAAGUAGGAGAACUUUUAAUUUUGUGAGUUCAGUGAUAAAUAACAAUUUAGUAUCGAAAACGAAUUGCGCAGCAAAUUCCACAAAAUAUGCCGCACAACACGCAUCCCUGCUAUCACAACAACAAAGGUGUUAUGCCUCUAAAGUAACAGAAGACGAAUUAAAAAGUCAACAACGCAUUUACUAUGGUUCAUUGGCACCACGCAUGAAGGUAGUGAAAUUCUUCUCACUUUCCACAAGUUUAGCUGGUUUAGUAGCGCAACCAAUACUUUUAGAACAAGGAUUGAAAAUUGGUGGCACUGGUAUGGCGGUACUUCUGUGUACAAUUGGUGGUUUCUUCACUUUUGUUACACCAGUGCUGUUACAUUUCGUCACCAAAAAAUAUGUAACUGAAAUACAUUAUAAUCCAAAAACUGAAGAAUAUACCGCAACAACCAUUUCGAUUAUUUUAAGAAAAAUUUAUACUAAAUUUCGUGUCGGUGAUGUGAAAGUUCCCGAAGUACCUGGUAUGUUCACUUCAUUUACUGUCGACAAAAGGCCACUUUUCGUUGAUCCAUCAAUGUUUGAUGAUCCAGAGCACUACGUGCGUAUGAUGGGAUAUGAUAAACCAAUUGACUUUAAAUUAGAAAUUAACGACCUUGAUUUAAAAUCACAAAAAGCGAAAAAAGAAAAACAGUAAUAUUGAUUAUGUAGUUAGUGUUAAUAUUGUAAAUAUUUAUUUGAAAAUAUUAAAUAAAAUUAUUUUAACUUA